AAGUCACCGAAAAACCUAGCCGCAGCCCCACCUAAAUUUGCUCAUUCGUAUUUUAUUGCUGCUCUUCGCCUUCGAAACAGCAAUCACAACCUCAGAUUUCGUAGCAAAUGACGACCCGAUUCAAGAAGAACCGAAAGAAGAGGGGCCAUGUGAGUGCCGGCCACGGUCGUAUCGGGAAACACCGAAAACAUCCCGGAGGUCGCGGAAACGCCGGAGGUAUGCACCACCACAGGAUCCUUUUCGACAAAUACCAUCCGGGGUAUUUCGGUAAAGUUGGUAUGAGAUACUUCCACAAGCUCCGCAACAAGUUCUAUUGCCCCAUCGUCAACAUCGAUCAGCUCUGGUCUAUGGUUCCCCACGAUGUUAAGGACAAGGCUAAUAAAGACAACGUUCCGUUGAUAGACGUCACUCAGUUCGGCUACUUUAAGGUUUUGGGAAAAGGCAUGUUGCCAGAGAAUAAGCCGGUCGUUGUCAAGGCCAAGCUGGUAUCAAAGACUGCUGAGAAGAAGAUUAAGGAGGCUGGCGGUGCCGUGGUGCUCACUGCUUAGGGUCAUUUGGGUAAUUUUCUCUGGUUUAGGACAUUGUUAUUGCUUUCUGAUUAUGUUGAGGCUUGUUUACCUUAAAGAUUUUGAUUUAUCUCGUUUAAUGACCAGAGACAAUGGUUUAUGGCAUCUUUAUCUAUACCCGUUUGAUUAAUGAACUAGGUUGUCUGGCUUUCAAAUGUCAACAACUGGAUGCACUGUUUAACA
Mangifera indica (mango) is the source of this 749-nucleotide messenger RNA. Its product is annotated as 60S ribosomal protein L27a-3-like. Gene Ontology annotation, biological process: translation. Gene Ontology annotation, cellular component: cytosolic large ribosomal subunit; ribosome. Bases 108 to 548 code for a protein of 146 amino acids. Lineage: Eukaryota; Viridiplantae; Streptophyta; Magnoliopsida; Sapindales; Anacardiaceae. The transcript has a single exon. The record is from RefSeq and is a predicted model, not a curated record. Gene Ontology annotation, molecular function: structural constituent of ribosome.